GGGUCACAAAUCGCCACAAAGUUACAGGGGGAGACAGAAUGAUCUCUCUUCUCCUGCUGGGUAUCUUUUACCUCACAGCAGGUAUAUUUCCUCAGGAUGUGGUUGUCCAGCCCCAUCUCUCAGUGACAACACAGAGCGGAGAUCUUGUCACCCUGGAGUGUACUAUUGUCACUACCCGUCUCAUAAACUGGAUUUGGUUCAAACAGUUUGUGGGUCAGCCUCCUAGAUACAUAGCGACUGCCUAUGGGAAUACAGAUAGAGUCACUUUUUAUGAUGAAUUUGAAAACAAUCCCCGUUUCACAGUAAGGAAAGAAAGCAGUCGCUUCAUUUUGAGUAUUUCCCAGGUGAGGCCCUCAGACAUGGCCACAUAUUACUGUGGAGCUGUGACCUACAGUGACGUGCUUUUUGGGAAUGGAACUGCACUUCUUUUGACAGAGGGUGAGUCCAGGAGUAGUGUGUGUGAGGCAGUGUGUGUGUCUGAGCACACAGGACAGCAGCUGUGUAUGCAGUGUGUGACACACAGGGAGAUGGUCUCCCAGAAUCCCAUCAUAUCUGGUGGAGCUCCCUGCCACACUGCAGGAACUGGAAGAUGCCUGGGCUCCACUAAUACAACACAAACAGACAUGACAGGCUGUGUGCAGUGUGAUGAACAGAUAAAACUUUUCUUCUGGCUGUCUUGGGCACGAACUGGAGGGCUUUGUAUUACAACAGUGAUGCUACUUCUGGUCUUACUAAGAUGCAGAGAAAAAGAACAGGUCACAGAAGUGCUGAUUUACGCUGCCUUGAGUUUUACUGAGAGUGAUGCUAGGCCUGGUAAGAAGAGGACUGAGAUGGACAGACAGUGUUUUCCCAGGUCCAGUGAAACCAAUGUAAUUGAGUGUUCUGGAUGUUGUGCCUGUCUCCAGGGAGGAAAGAGCCAUUUCAAGAUGAAUUAAUUACUGCCAUAUUCUCUUCCACUGGAGCACUGCAAAGGAAGCUAGCCUUACCAUGGUAACUGAUGAUGGUUCUACUCACCUGUCAGUCAGCCGGUUGCCAUGGUACACAAACAGACUGGAAACCUGUUCCACCUGUGUGCCAUUUGCUACUACAUUCUUCUCAAGUGGAUCAGCCCAUUUAAAAUCUGUUUUGACCUUGCCCGGGGCUCUGUUAUAUAGUUUUGCCUGGAGCUUCAGUUGAGUUUUCAAGCUUUGUAUAACCUACCUUGUGUUACACUCUCUGGAUUCCUAGCUUCGCUUUGUCUCAACCUUGCCUUUGGAUUUUCCCUGUGCUUGCUCUAGUCUCUAGAAAGACUGGGCAGACAGCAAAGAUAAAAUAGCACAGAAGAUCAAAAGCUGGGAGAGGG
Molecule: messenger RNA, 1342 nt
Organism: Lepisosteus oculatus (spotted gar)
Lineage: Eukaryota; Metazoa; Chordata; Actinopteri; Semionotiformes; Lepisosteidae
Source: RefSeq, a predicted model, not a curated record